Molecule: messenger RNA, 6889 nt
Organism: Colossoma macropomum (tambaqui)
Lineage: Eukaryota; Metazoa; Chordata; Actinopteri; Characiformes; Serrasalmidae
Gene: kif26aa
Product: kinesin family member 26Aa
Exons: 12
Coding region: 605-5455 (1616 amino acids)
Biological process (GO): microtubule-based movement
Molecular function (GO): microtubule binding; ATP binding; microtubule motor activity
Source: RefSeq, a predicted model, not a curated record
GGGACGAGAGACAGUGUGAGAGAGUGAGAAAGAGGAGAGAGAAGGAAAAAAAGAGUGAAGGAGAGAGAAAAAGAACUGUAGAUAGAGAUGGGUAAGGUUAAGUGUCACAAAUGGAGCCACUGGUGAGACAAACUGAUUCAGCCAGGUGCACAAAACUAAAGAAGAAGCACGUUUGAAAAAUUCUUGUACUCACUUCCCGUCACCUGUAACCAUUUUCUGGACGUAAUUGGUGCUUACGCAGCAGGUCCUCCUCUGUGACAACCAGAAUGCUCUUCUGCAGGAUUCGCUCUUAGGCUGGGAAACAUUUUCCAGGCUCAUUAUGAGCUUUCAUGACAUGCUGCUGCUUUGUGCUUUCCCACACUGCCAUAUGGUUUGUCCAUCUGCUUCCUGCUUGACUUACCUGUGUCUCUGAUGAAAGCCCCAUCCUCCAGCACACACCUUUCACCCCCACCCCUGGAACCCCUGACUCAGCCGCCUCCUUCCCUCUGCCUAACUCUACCCUGGAUGUGUUGGAAAGCAUGGAACGCUCUGGCCAAAGUGUGGAACAGAUGAGGAAAAAGUUGUAUGUGUCACUUCUGUGCUGUUAUGAACUCUAAAAAGGACAAUGGAUUGGAGAGAACUAGCUGCUCAGAAGCUGAACCUCUCUAAACGGAAGAAGCCCCACCCCCCACCUCCCCCCUCACCACCUGACCCGGAUGAACCAUUCUUCUACACCGAGGGUUUCAGUGCCACCCUGCAGGUGUCCCCACCACCUGUCCCACCAUGCCUGCUCAGAGCCGGCUCAAAGGUCAAAGACAGCCCUGGAAUGGGAAAGGUUAAAGUAAUGGUGCGCAUAUGUCCUGCCAAAGGAGCAUGGGACACUUCUGAGUGCAUGUCCUUCCUGAAGGUGGAUGUCCAUAAGAAGCAGCUGACCUUCAAUGAGCCGCCCGCUAACACUCACUCCAAUGGAGGUCAGAAGCGCUUUUCAUCCACUGCUGCCCCAAAGACAUUUAACUUUGAUGCAGUCUUCGCCCACGAUGCCUCACAAGCAGAGGUGUGUUCAGGCACUGUGGCUGAGGUCAUUCAGUCUGUGGUCAACGGGGCAGACGGCUGCAUCUUCUGUUUUGGACAUGCCAACCUCAGCAAAACCUACACCAUGAUUGGCAAAGACAGCUCCACCCAGAGUUUGGGCGUGGCCCCCUGUGCGAUCUCCUGGCUCUUUAAGCUGAUCGAAGAGCGGAAGGAGAAGGCUGGUGUGCGGUUCUCUGUGCGCGUUUCGGCUGUGGAGAUCAGCGGCAGGGAGGAGGUUCUGACCGAUCUUCUAGCUGACUUCUCUCCAGGCACGUCCCAGGGCACCCAGAGGGCGGGGGUCUACCUGAGAGAGGACCCUGUUUCUGGAUCCCAGCUUCAGAAUCAGAGUGAGCUGCGGGCGUGCUCUGCAGAGCGGGCUGCGUUUUUCCUGGACUCAGCUUUAGCAGCGCGGAGCACCAGCAAACCUGAGUGUGAAGAAGAGCAGCGUCGUAACUCCCACAUGCUCUUCACUCUACAUGUCACCCAGUACCGCAUGGAGAAAAGCGCCAAGGGAGGAAUGUCUGGGGGUCGGAGUCGUCUGCAUCUCCUGGACCUCGGCAGCUGUGAACCUGACCUCAGCCGGACGAGGGACGGAGGAGGGGGCCAGUGUCUAUCAUUAGCUGCCCUGGGGAACGUCAUCCUUGCUUUGGCCAACGGUGCCAAGCAUGUUCCUUACAGGGACAGCAAGCUCACCAUGCUGCUGAGGGAGUCACUGGGCAACAUCAACUGCAGAACCACCAUGAUCGCCCACAUCUCUGAUUCGCCGGCCAAUUAUACUGAGUCACUCUCCACUGUUCAGCUAGCCUCCCGCAUCCACCGCAUGAGGAAGAAGAAAUCCAAGUAUACUUCCAGUUCCUCAGGAGGAGAGAGCUCUUGUGAGGAGGGACAAAUCCGACGACCAGCUCAUUUAAGACCCUUCCACCCCAGGACGGUGGCUCUAGACCCGGACCACCCUACACUUUUGUCCAGCGACCCGGACUACUCCUCUAGCAGUGAGCACUCCUGCGAUACAGUCAUCUACGUGGGGCCUGGAGGUGCCACUAUUUCUGACCGUGAACUAAGCGAUAAUGAGGGCCCACCUGCCUUUGUUCCCAUAAUUCCCUCACUGAACAAAAAGCGAGCAAAAGAGGCACCUAAAUCAGAUGGAGACCAUUUGAAAUGUAACACUUUUGCAGAGUUACAAGAGCGACUGGAGUGCAUUGAUGGGAGUGAGAGCACAUCUGCUUUUACCGGUGAAGGGAAAGCACCCCAGACAGCCCCAAAGGCUCAGAGUGGAGCUGGAAAAGCAACAGAGGGGAUUCCGGUCUCUCCCAAGACACUUAAAUCAUCCCUCCAAAAGCCUGCUCACAUGGAACAUUUCAAAUUGCCCUCAGAUGGUGCUGUAUCUGAGCCUAGUAGAACUUCAGCUCAAGACUCUGAGCCAGUUGUAAGAGAGAAGGUCUACCUCAGCAAAGGGACUGUACAAAAACCCCAUGCCUCCCUUUCACUGCACAGAACCUCAGAUAUGGCCACUGAUGGUGGAUUAGCCACAAGAACACCUCCAGUGGGUAUGAGCCAACAAGCACUUAGGCAAGGAGAGUGUGCUGGUUCCCCAGUCCUUGACCAAACUCAUCAUCUUAGUAGGAGUCCCUUGGAGGUGAGCCACCUUCGAGCAGCUCUGAGGAGCAGAUGUCUAGACAGAGAUGUUUUAAGGACUACUGUCACUCUUCAGCAGCCUGUAGAGCUGAAUGGGGAGGAUGAACUGGUGUUCACUGUGGUAGAGGAGCUGCCUGCUGGUCUUGUUCCCGACAAUGGUCGACCCUCUAGCAUCAUCAGCUUCAACAGUGACUGUUCUUUGCAGGCUCUAGCCUCUGGCUCUCGUCCAGUCAGUAUAAUCAGCAGCAUUAAUGAUGAGUUUGAUGCUUACACGGCCCAAAUAGACCGUGCACUGAUAAGCCAAGCAAGGUCAAAAGAAGAGCUCUCUUCUGGACACAGCACAGUGCAAUCUUCCAAAGGCUCUUGGCCAAGCAAAACAAAUGUUGGUACCGAUGGCACACAUUCAGGAAGAGGCCUUUUAUCAAGGGGAAUGGGCAUAAGACUUGGAAAUACAUCAACAAUGGACAUACCUGGUGUUUUAAGUAUGGAGUCUUUCUCCCAGCAAGGCGCAAAGAGCUCCUUCAGUGAAAGUGCAAUAUGUUUUUCAGAGUUGCACUACGAAUCUGUAACCUCUGAGAAAAUGACUAAGUGCCCUCCACCUCAUGACACUGCCAAAACAUCUCUAAGAGGUCAAAAGCCUGUAAAGUCAAGUACCCUGAGCUCAUCUGUCCAGAUUCCAGGCAUUCCUCAUUCUACUCUCCCUAGAAAAAACAAACCUACCUCAUCUGUUGCUUCAACAAGCAGCUGCGGCCAUGAGUUGCAGCAGCAAGGAAACAGGACAGAUGAUCAGUGGAUGCACACUAGUGGCCAGUUAGACUUAAGAAAUACAGAGUUCAUCUCUGCCAGCAAGCCAUCUAAAAGCAGCUUGACUGGAAUUCCUUCCAGAAAAAUGGGUGGGAAUAGCAACAGUGUACCACGAUCUCCCAAAAUACCCAUAUCCUCCUCAUCACAGAGGGUGGUGGAUGGUUGUGAGAAAUCCAGUGUUAAGAAGGGCGAGAGUCUAAGCAGAAUGCCUCAACUCAGACGAGGGGCCACAACACUUGGCAUGGUCUCAGUGCCCCAAACCUCUACGGAGACCAAGUGGGGUCAUGAUACCAUACAGACAAGUGCUAGUUUGAAAUUCUCAUCUUUAGGGAAGAGAGCAAAUGGCCAGAAAGGGAGCAUGCUCCCAAAGUCUGGCAGCAUGUCACCCCCUGCCCCACCACUCCGAAAAUCAAGCCUGGACCAGAGGACACGGGUUUUGCUGUCCCCUAGUGCCUUAAGGUCAUUGGGCAAUGAUGCGACCAGAUCUUCCUCAUCCAAAGCAUCAGUCUCUGAGGAGGAUUUUGAUGUUCAGUUCAGAGGGGAAUCUUUUAGCUUCAAAUCAUCCAGCUUAAAGGCAGGGUCUAGUCUUCAGACACGAGGAACAAAAGGAGACACGGCAAGAUACUUUGGCAGUCUUUUGUCUCUUGAAAGAUGCGACAGCUUAACAUCAGUUAGAUCUAAACAAGGGACACUGAGAGAGAGCAGUAGUGCCAGCUUGGGCAGCAAUGGCAAGUCAAAUAGGACUGUGCCCAGACUUGGGGUAACCAGUUCCACAUCUUUGCCCAUUUCUCCUCCAUCAUCUACUUCCUCUGGAGUCAGUAAGUUGGGGCAAAUUAAAGCCAGUAUAACCCCUAGAGCCAUUGCUAGCAAUGGAAACAAAACAAAGUCCUUGUCUACUAAUGGCUCCAAAGCUUUGAGUUCCACCAAAUCAAUUUCUGCACAGAAUGCAAGUCUACCUCCAACUGGAAAACCCCCAAGUCGUUCUGUUCUUGGUGCCAAUGGCAAACCAGGCAAGGGUACCAUAAUGGGCACAAAACAAGCUGUUCGUGCAGCUAACAGCCGUGUUAGCGAGCUAGCAUCAGGCAGCUCCAAGAAGCACAUCAAGGGAUCUGGUGAUCAGGCAAGUGAUUUUGGCUCCACUCCCAGUGAUCUUUCAAUGCCUGCUGCAUUACCCUCACCCUACAGCAAGAUCACUGCUCCUCGGCGACCUCAACGCUACAGCAGUGGCCACGGCAGUGACAACAGCAGUGUCCUCAGUGGGGAGCUUCCUCCAGCCAUGGGUCGCACGGCACUCUUCUACCACAGUGGAGGCAGCAGUGGCUAUGAAAGCAUGAUCAGGGAUAGUGAAACUACAGGCAGUACAUCAUCAGCCCAUGACUCCAUGAGCGAGAGCGGAGUGUCUACUUCCAGCCGAGCCAAGGUCUCAAAGUCUCCCAAAAAGAGAGCCAAUGGGCUGCAGCGGCGACGACUGAUCCCUGCUCCCCUACCGGACACUUCUUCACUAGGCAGGAAGGCUGGUGCUGCAGGCCAGUGGGUGGACCUGCCUCCAUUGGGAGGCACCCUGAAGGAGGCCUUUGAGAUUAAGGUGUACGAGAUAGAUGAUGUGGAGCGGCUUCAGAGGCACAAGGAGGGCAUGGUCACGGAGGGCUUGCAGUACUUCAACGCUCGCCUCAGGAUGCUGGAGAAGCGGCAGCAGCAGAUCAGGGAGCUGCGGGCCAAGCACGAGAGGCUGAAGAGGGAGCUGGAGGACGCCAAGACUCGGCUAAUGCUGGACCCCGCCAAGUGGAUGGGAGACUUUGAUGUGGACCCAGAUCUGGACCAGGACUCCCAGGACUACCUAGAGGCUCUGGCUCAGGCCACAGGCGAGCUGGAGUUUUGCGUAAACCUGUGCAAGUCUCGCGUCAUGAUGGAGACCUGCUUCGACAUUAUGGCCCCGACAUCCCCAGGACAGGAGAUGGAAGUGUGAAUGAGAGAGGAGAAGAACGGCAUAUCUGUUCCUUUUUGCUCUCUUAGAAGAUCUUGUAGAGAGAGGAACCUGGGACUGGACAAAACAACGAUGGUUUGUUCUUUGGGGAGUCUGGACUGGCUCCUGCUCUGAUCAACACAGUGGAAACAAACAACAAAAAAAUCAAGGUUACUGACUCUGUAGAGUGCGGAGAGGUAAAGACGACAAGAAAACGAGGGAAUAAGAGGGGGAGAGAUUCAUUUAUGUUACCAGAAAGUGCCUUGAUCUGAGCAAACCCAAGGAGUAUCUGUUUUUUCUGACUGGUGCUAGUGUUAAGCCCACUGAACCUGAGCAAACCCCUUAUCAUAUUCCUUUGGGAAACAAUAUACACAAAGUAUUUUGCAUUGUAAUGUAGUGUAUACUGUAUUUAUAUGAUUUCACAGUAUGUAAAAUAAAUAACAUUUUAGAUAAUAAAAGUCAAAAUGUAUAGAAAAAAAAGCAAUAAGGUAAUUUAUUGCCAUUCCAAAAAAUGUUUGCCUUUUUAAAUUAUUGUUUUUAAUGACCUCCUGUGGAGCUGCUCACCUUUCUUAUCCUUUCUUAAGUUCUCAAACAUCAUGCAAGAACCUCCUGUAUUAUUGACUGGGCUCUUUUGAUUUACCUGCCAGCCUUCGCCAAAACUUGUACUUGAUGAGCUAACACUGAACCACUAAACCAUCUAUAGUUGGCAUAACUGUGUUUUUGCAAGCUGCCUGCGUGUGUUGUAUGAGUGAAUGACCAGAACUAUGUUCACAUGGGUUGAUAAUAGACCUGCUGUUUGGAUGUAUUUUGUGUUUUUUAUGCAAUCUAAAGAAAAGAAUACCUGAUACUUCUGCUUGCCACACAUGUAACAGUACAUGCUGGAGGAUAAAACAAGCACAUUCAUUGGCUUUUAAAGGAAUUCUCCAGCGUUUUUCAACCUAAUCUCUGUCUGCUGCAUCUGUAACAUACAGUCUGUUACCACUCACAGUAGUUUUGACCCUUUUCCCUUAACAGAACUCCCGCUGAUUCAAAACGCACUAAUAAAAGAAGCCAUUGGGCUGUUGCUGAACAUUAACAAACAUUAAGCAUUAAUACAAUACACAAAUGUACUUCUGUAGAACACUUAGAUCUCAUAGAUUCCUCAGUCAAAAGCAAAUUAAGCUAUAAAUCUGUGUGUUUUGUUUUUUCAGACAUAGGACAAGUUUUCCACUACAAUCAGCAUAGUAGUUUUCUGCCUUAUCAUGCACAGAUACCAGAAAAUCUUAUGGAAUUUCUUUUUAAAUGUUUUUAGUGUUUGACAAAUGCAUAAAACAUCAUAAGAACAGCUUUUGUUAGACAUCUAAAAGGUCCCAUAUACCAUAUUGUUCUUGUAUGUUUUUUCCCUGAGGUUCACCAGUAACAUUUGUUAUAAAUCAUAAAUAAUUUUUUACAUGACAA